GGAAGAGUGAAAGCAGAGAAUAUAUAGGUACUUGUGAGUGAUAGCUAUCCCGAGUAGGGGAGAAUAACAAACCGAACGAAGUCAGCAUGAUAACUCGAGGGGUGAUCGCUGGCCCACGACUGUUCAGCAAUGGGUUCUCACGAGUACUUGGUACUUGGGAAAACCCCAGUAAAGCGCUUCGAGUAAUGGUCCAAAAUUAACUUAUCAGAAACUGUAGUUUGCAUGAUCAUGUGUAUGAUCUGGACUAUCAAAUGCCACAAAAGAAUAAUUCUCGAAGUAUGAGUUCCUCCUCUUCUAGUGGGGCCCAUAUAGCCGAGGCGGUAAACGCACGGGUAUUCAGCAUGGCCAUGCUGAGGGUGACGGGUUCGAUUCCCGGUCGGUCCAGGAUCUUUUCGUAAAGGAAAUUUCCUUGACUUCCUUGGGCAUAGAGUAUCUUCGUGCCUGCCACACGAUAUACGCAUGCAAAAUGGUCAUUGGCAGAGAAAGCUCUCAGUUAAAAACUGUGGAAGUGCUCAUUGAACACUGCUGAGAAGCAGGCUUUGUCCCAGUGAGGACGUUACGCCAAGAAGAGAGAGAGAGAGAGUUCCCCUUCUAUUAUUUCUCUUCUACUUCCUCAUGGAAAACCGAGAGGAAAUCGGCUAAUCAGCAGUACUGCCGCGUGACGAGUUUGAAUGUUGAGCACUGAUACUCUUGCUACGCUCGGUGUCCGCUUUAAGGAGAAACUUCAGAGGAUACAAACAUGGCUGCCACAAUGGCCGACUUGGUCCCCUACUCACGUUUUCAAGAGCACCAACCUUGAAAAUUUGUAAACAAAUGCUCUCGAUUUGUAAAAGCUGCCUCUUUUUGGAAGUGAGCAAAGCCAGGAAAAACAAGUGCGGCUUGGCUCGAUGCUUUGUUCGUCAGAUUCGUGCCUCUAAAUUUUGUAUGAAAAAUUGCAAUGGGAUUUCUUGAUGUUUCACCUUAAACACGCGUCAGUAUGCAUUGCAUCGCUCAAGAUGCAUCGCGCGUAAGAGAGUUGACCGGCACAAACGUUGCGCAUCACCUCAGGCGCCGCGUUACUAUGCCAUUGGCCUUGUUAGUGCAGCGCUCUUAUUGACCAAUCCAGAUGCCUGUGUGGUAGUGAUUUGUGUUCAAAUUCCCCGUGUUAAGAAUUUGUAAGAACUUUGUAAACAACUUUUGUUCUCCCGAGUCCCGUAUACGGAUAGGCUUGCAGUAGGUUUCGUAGGAUAAAAUUUUGAGAACUCAAUAUUAUGUUAAAUGAAUAAAAAUGAGUAUUUACUCAAGGCUAACCUAACUUGAGCGAAGUAAACUGUUUGAGCAUUUAUUCAAAUCCGUAUGAAUAAAGUUGUACUUUACUCAGAGUAAGUUUGCAUUUCGAACAUAUCAUUUGCUUUACAAAAACUGGCGUUUACGUUUUGGGUUUCGGGUCAGUAAAUGUAGAAUGAGCAGCUGAGGAUGAUAGGACGAAUAUCCGGAUUCAGCUAAAAGUAGGGAGAAUCCGGAACUAUCUGUGGCCGUAUUACUAUGCUAGUGAUUUCUCCUGAAAUUUAUUUUACGACUUCCUAUUAAUUACUCCACGAGACCCCCCAGGGAAGCAGUCCAAGAGCUGUACUUGGGAUACCUAUAAAAUUUGUUCCUAGGUUUCCGCCAGGAGUUGUUCCAGGGAUUUCUCCUAUAGUUGUUCAUGGGAUUCCUCUAGAUCCAUUCAAAAGCUGUUCCUAGGUUCUCCUCCAGGAGUCUUUUGGAUUCUUUCAGCAGCUGUUCAUUCUGGGAUUGCUUCCAAAGUUCGUCCUGGGAUACCUCUAGCAGUUGCUUCUGGAAUUCUUCCAGGAGUUCUUCCUGGGAUUCCUCCAGAGAUUCCUUCUAGGAUUCAUCUACGAGUUUAUUUUGACAUUUCUACAAGAGUUCCUCCUGGGGUUUCUCCAGGGAUUGCUCCUGGGGUUUCUCCAUGAGUUCCUCCUGGGGUUUCUCCACGAGUUCCGACUGGUGUUCCUCCUGAGAUUCCUCUAGUAGUUGCUCUUGGGAUUCCUCCUGGAGUUCCUCCUGCCCAUGGGCAAGAAUAGCGAACUAAGAAUAUAGAGCGAUUCCAAGCAACAGCAUCAAAAUUAAGGAAAUUUUUUAAUUCAUGAUUUUCUAUUGAACUGAAACUUUGCACAGUUUUUAAGUUCCAUCUAAAUCGUCAUUUUCCGAUAUCAAAUUUUUAUUUUGAAUCACGACUAACUUUUCAAAAGGGUGUAUGUGAAAAUGGUUCAAAAAUAUUCAAAAAUCUGCACAGCCAAAAUGGUUCGUUCGAUUGCAAUAAAUUUUUCAGCAAAGUUAGAUAACUAAAUGGUGAUUCCUAAGAAAAUAUACACUGUGAAAAAACAUCUUUUUUAACAUUAAAAAAUAUCAUUUUUGUCACAAAAACUCAAAUAUCUCAAAACCCUAUCUUUUUACCAACGUAAUUUUUUUAGGGAAGACGGUCCAUUGUAUUAGCAAUCUACCAUAAAAAUUUGGUGAUGGUAAACUAAUAAACAAAAAAGUUAUAACAUUUCAAACAUUUCACAAUUUUCACAUUUGGUAAAUAUUUUUUUCUGUGUAAAUUAUUUCGAUCAGAAAUCGCAGUUACAUGCAGAUUUUAUUGUUCAGCAAAGUUAGAUAACUAAAUGGUGAUUCCUAAGAAAAUGUACACUGUGAAAAAAAAAUCUUUUUUUAACAUUAAAAAAUAUCAUUUUUGUCACAAAAACUCAAAUAUCUCAAAACCCUAUCUUUUUACCAAUGUAAUUUUUUAGGGAAAACGGUCCAUUGUAUUAGCAAUCUACCAUAAAAAUUUGGUGAUGAUAAACUAAUAAACAAAAAAGUUAUGACAAUUCAAACAUUCCACAAUUUUCACAUUUAGUAAUAAUUUUUUUUAGUGUAAAUUAUUUCGGCCGGAAAGCGCAGUUUGAUGCUGAUUUUAUUGUUAAUGGCCUUGCGUGAGUAAAACAAUCUGUUUUUAUUAUGUAUUAUGUAUUGUGCGUGGAUUUCCUUAUCGAACACGACGGUUCGAAACGGUCGUGUUUUGAACAGUCGUAAAAACAGUCGUGCUCCAAUUUGACACGUCAAAUUGUCAAAAAUGACAACUGAUCUCUCUCUCACCGUAAGAAAACAUUUGUUAUUCAUUGAUUGAAUUAAUUUUCGUAUUUGAGGUUUUUCGUUCUUGAAAUCGAUCAGAUUGAGAAUUUUCAACGAAAUUCAAGUGAAUAUUUACAUAUUGCGACAUUUGCACCCAUUUAGACUCGGCCGAAAUUCAUUAUAAUCACAGUCGAAUUUCGCACACGACUUCGCAGCGGCUGGCAUACACAUGUUCGGUUGAGUUCGUGACAGGGGCGUCGGGUGCACAACAGGUAAACAAAAUAAGUUUGAUUAGUGUGAAAUGCGGCUAGAAAAUGAUGAUUCAGUGGAUUCUCAAAUUAUCACAGUAGUCUAAACAUUGGCGAGAAACCCAAUAUUGCCGAAAUGCAGAAUUCGAUUCUUCAAAAUGUGCAGCAUCGUCGGGCGAGCAGCAACACACAGUACCAUUGUUUUUACGGAUACUAUUUUCUUGGAUUUUCACGGGCACAACUAGCAAAGAUCUACUCAAAAUCUAAAUCAACUAUCAGCUCCUGGAUCAUCAACUAUGAACGAGACGGUAUUCUGAAUGCUAAUAAACGGAGGACCACAUUCAGGAAAUUCGACAUGGACAAACAAAAGUGGCUAGUGAAUCUGUAUAAGAAAAAUCCUAUCCUGUAUCUUGACGAAUCCCGGCAGCAAUUUGCUAUUCACUUCGGAACAUCCAUAAGCGCCUCGACGAUUUGCAAAAUUUUGCAUGCUCACGGACUAUCUUGGAAGACGCUGGAAAGGAGAGCCAUCCAAAUACGGCAAGCAGACAUCGAUCGAUAUACCCAAGAAUUGAGCUGUUUUCAAUGGGAUUUGCAUCAACUGCUGUUUCUCGAUGAAGUUGCUUUCGCAAACGGUCGACUGUUGCGCAAUAAAGGUUACGGAGUAGUCGGAAGAAAACUAGUGUACAAGGGAGAAUUCUGCAGGAGACCCCGGGUAUCUUGCCUUUGUUUUUUGGGACAAAACGGGAUAGUCGAGUCUUAUGAAACCGAAGGAACAUUUACGCGGCAAAAGUUCUUUGAUUGUUGCCGAAAAAUGUUUUUUUCAAACGAUUGCGUAAGAACAUAUCCAGGUAAAUUUUCAGUUUGGGUGAUGGACGGAGCUCGAAUCCACUGUGAUUCUAAUAUCAUACAGUAUUUACGCUCUUUGGGGAUAAUUCCGCUUUUCCUCCCAGCAUAUUGCCCGUUUUUCAACCCAAUUGAGGUGGUUUUUGGGUUGGUAAAAAAAUAUUUGAGACGAAACUACACAGAAGGAUGCAAAACACCAUUGUCAAAUGUUGUUCAAGGCGCACUAACUAAAUUCACAUCAUAUGAUUGCUCCAAACUUUUUCAAAAAUGUGGAUAUCUUCCGGGAGGGAAAUUUGACCCAUCAAUAAGCGAACAAUAAAGUGAAAUGUUUAAACCGUA
This is a messenger RNA of Aedes albopictus (Asian tiger mosquito), 4523 nucleotides long. RefSeq lists its product as uncharacterized. The transcript has a single exon. The record is from RefSeq and is a predicted model, not a curated record. Gene Ontology annotation, molecular function: nucleic acid binding. The coding region runs from base 3478 to 4503 and encodes 341 amino acids. NCBI's taxonomy places the organism in Eukaryota, Metazoa, Arthropoda, Insecta, Diptera, Culicidae.